CGAGACGCGCAGCAGAAAGCCCACGUUGGCGGCGGCCGGGAGCGCAGCGCGCAGAGGCGGGAGACUGCGAAUUCCCGAGCCGACGCCGCAGCCUGUGUUCCGCGUUCGGCUCCUCGUCUCUCUCAUCGUCUCGGAGAGCGGGAUCCCCCGGGAACCCGAGGGACUGCCGAGAGGAAAGCUACAUCGUGGCCGCCUCCACUUGGGGAGGCGCGCGGAGAUUCCGAGGGGGAGCGACGGUGCCCGAGGGCGGAGGGGCGCUGAGUUUCGAGCCAGAGGGUAGUUAAACCGGCGCAGAGAAAAACUGGCUUUUUAGGACGCGGGGUCGCCACAGCCCGCGACCCGCAGGGGAGUAAACUCUUCACGAUUGUCCGACAAGCCAGGAGAGGCGUGCGAGGGGAUGGUGCCCGGCAUCGCCCCAAUCUCUUGAUCUGUGGUCUCCGGGUCCCCCCUCGGUCAGCCUCCUGCGAGGGCUCAGGGCAGCGCACGUGUGCAGACUGCGAGUGACCGUGCCGCGACCCGCCCAGGGACGCCGGGUGCAUCGCAGUCCUGCCUAGGACACACCUGGCUCAGCCCGUGCGCCUCCAGAGACCUGCGGGAGAGUUGGGGGGGCGGGGGAAGAUCCUGGCCAUCGCCCCGUCGUCUCUUCUCCGCCCGGGCUUCUCGGGGCGCCGCGGAUGACCAUGAGAGAUAAGGACUGAGUGCCAGGACCGGGAAGAGAGCCCGCCGAGAGGUGGCGGGGGCUGCCCACUCCAAGGGCCACAGCCGCCGCGCUCCGGCCUCGCUCCGCCGCUCGACGCCUCGCGGGGCCCGCGAGGGCAGUCCGGCCGGGCGGCGAUGCCCGGGCUGGGGCGGAGGGCACAGUGGCUGUGCUGGUGGUGGGGGCUGCUGUGCAGCUGCGGCCCCCCGCCGUUGCGGCCCCCUCUGCCGGUAGCAGCGGCCGCCGCCGGGGGACAGCUGCUGGGAGCCGGCGGGAGCUCGGUGCGCGCCGAGCAGCCGCCGCCACAGUCCUCUUCGGGUUUCCUCUAUCGGCGGCUCAAGACCCACGAGAAGCGGGAGAUGCAAAAAGAGAUCCUGUCGGUGCUGGGGCUCCCGCACAGGCCGCGGCCCCUGCACGGUCUCCAGCAGCCUCAGCCCCCGGUGUUCCCGCCGCCGCCGCAGCAGCAGCAGACGGCCCGCGACGAGCCUCCUCCAGGGCGGCUGAAGUCCGCUCCGCUCUUCAUGCUGGAUCUCUACAACGCCCUGUCCAAUGACGACGAAGAGGAUGGGGCAUCGGAGGGUGAGGGGCAGGAGCCCGGGUCCUACGGAGGGGCCAGCUCGCCCCAGCUCAGACAGCCGUCUCCCGGCGCUGCACAGUCCCUGAAUCGCAAGAGCCUCCUGGCCCCGGGACCCGGGGGCGGUGCGUCUCCAUUGACCAGCGCGCAGGACAGCGCUUUCCUCAACGACGCAGACAUGGUCAUGAGCUUUGUGAACCUGGUGGAGUACGACAAGGAGUUCUCCCCACGCCAGCGACACCACAAGGAGUUCAAGUUCAACUUAUCCCAGAUUCCCGAGGGUGAGGCGGUGACGGCUGCUGAGUUCCGUGUCUACAAGGACUGUGUGGUGGGGAGUUUUAAAAACCAAACCUUUCUUAUCAGCAUUUACCAAGUCUUGCAGGAGCAUCAGCACAGAGACUCUGACCUAUUUUUGUUGGACACCCGGGUGGUGUGGGCCUCAGAAGAAGGCUGGCUGGAAUUUGACAUCACAGCAACUAGCAAUCUGUGGGUGGUGACACCGCAGCACAACAUGGGACUCCAGCUGAGUGUGGUGACUCGCGAUGGACUCCACGUCAACCCCCGUGCGGCGGGCCUGGUGGGCAGAGACGGCCCUUACGACAAGCAGCCCUUCAUGGUGGCCUUCUUCAAGGUGAGCGAGGUCCACGUGCGCACCACCAGGUCAGCCUCCAGUCGGCGUCGGCAGCAGAGUCGCAACCGGUCCACCCAGUCGCAGGACGUGUCCCGGGGCUCCAGUGCUUCCGGCUACGACAGCAGUGAGUUAAAAACAGCUUGCAAGAAGCAUGAACUUUACGUGAGCUUCCAGGACCUGGGAUGGCAGGACUGGAUCAUUGCGCCCAAAGGCUAUGCUGCCAACUACUGUGAUGGAGAGUGUUCCUUCCCACUCAACGCACACAUGAAUGCCACCAACCACGCCAUUGUGCAGACCUUGGUUCACCUUAUGAAUCCCGAGUACGUCCCCAAACCAUGCUGCGCACCAACUAAACUGAAUGCCAUCUCAGUUCUUUACUUCGACGAUAACUCCAAUGUCAUCUUGAAAAAAUACAGGAAUAUGGUCGUGAGAGCUUGUGGUUGCCAUUAAGUUGAAGCCAGUGGCAGGGGACGAGGUGUGUGUGUGUGUGUGUGUGUGUGUGUGUGUGUGUGUGUGUGUGUGUGGUGUGUGGUGUGUCUGCCUUGGAUUCCUAAUGACAUCUGCCUUAAAACACAUGAAGCAGCACAGUGAAGCAGGAUGGUGACACUCAGAGGCAUCUCCUGCUGGUGGCCUUAGCCUGAGGAGGCUUUUAUGAGGACCUUGUUGAUGACUUUCCCAGUUCUCGUAACUGAACAGUUGCUGGUCUGUAGGAAGCUAGAAUGCUUGCAGUACAGGCCUGGGAACUGCAGAAUCGUAAUGUUCUCCUCCCCCCAGUCCCGCCCAGACUAGUGUUAGCUUUUAGAGCUAGCUGUUUGUGGUAUAAGUAGAGAGGAAACUUGAAUAGUAAAUAUCCCUGGGUUGAAAGACCAGGUGGCUCUAUAGCACCUAUUCCAGGGAGGUUUUGCAGAUAGCCGAGUGGAGGGGAGGAGAGGGCUCUGUCAGGUUCCAUUCCCAGCAAGGGCAGCUCCCACAGGGCCUGCAGCCUGGCCAUCAGUGAGCUUUGUGGGGGUGCCUUCUUGUCUACUGUUGUAGUUACCUGUUUUAUGUCAACUCUUGGUGGUGUGAAAAUGUACUAAUCUCGGUCAAAACAAGCUGUAGCAUGUCCACACCAUCCUCCUCCCUUCCUCACAGAAUUCUUGACUAGAACCCAAAGAAGAUGGACUGUACUUUGUGGUAGAGCCACGAAGCAUCUGCAGUAGCCUUCAUUUAAACCACAGAACAGCAGAAUGUGUGAUUCUGCAUCUCUUGGGCAGACUGGCUGGACAAGCUCAUUAGCAUCAGGAACACUGGCUCCAACAUCAGCUCUCUCUCUCUAACUCUGCUCUUUGCCUUUUCCCUGCAUUAGCAUUCCAUGGCUCAGGGCUAGAGUCUAAAGCAGAAACCCACAGGGGGAAGGGCCCUGCCUCUAAGCAUGGGUUUGUCAAGGUGAGCAUGCCGUGUGUGUAAACUCAAAACCACCAUUUCCUCUUGUAGAAAGACUCAGACUGAAUCUUAGAAUAUUUUUUAAAUGUCUUUUUCACAAUCAUGUACCGGGAAGCCAAUUUCAUACUAAACUGAUUAAAUAAUACAUUUACAAUCUG
Mastomys coucha (southern multimammate mouse) is the source of this 3482-nucleotide messenger RNA. RefSeq names its product bone morphogenetic protein 6 (gene Bmp6). Gene Ontology annotation, cellular component: extracellular region. Gene Ontology annotation, biological process: SMAD protein signal transduction. The record is from RefSeq and is a predicted model, not a curated record. The coding region runs from base 835 to 2352 and encodes 505 amino acids. NCBI's taxonomy places the organism in Eukaryota, Metazoa, Chordata, Mammalia, Rodentia, Muridae. The transcript has 7 exons. Gene Ontology annotation, molecular function: cytokine activity; growth factor activity.